This is a messenger RNA of Asparagus officinalis (garden asparagus), 1727 nucleotides long. RefSeq lists its product as uncharacterized. The transcript has 10 exons. Gene Ontology annotation, cellular component: Golgi apparatus; endoplasmic reticulum. NCBI's taxonomy places the organism in Eukaryota, Viridiplantae, Streptophyta, Magnoliopsida, Asparagales, Asparagaceae. The record is from RefSeq and is a predicted model, not a curated record. Bases 4 to 1407 code for a protein of 467 amino acids.
ACAAUGGUCAAGGAGAAGAAGCCAAAGAAGCCUAAGGUGACUGUGGCCGAGGCCGCGGCCAAGAUCAACGCCGACGAUCUUGCUGCUCAUCUUGUGGAUGUCUCGGGUUCUUAUGAAUCGCAGCAAGAUAUUCAGCUGAUGAGAUUUACGGAUUACUUUGGGAAAGCUUUUUCGGCGGUCAGCGCAUCGCAAUUCCCUUGGGCGAAGUUGUUUAAGGAGUCGCCGGUGUCAAAGAUCAUUGAUGUUCCUUUAUGUCAUAUUUCAGACUUAGUCUAUAAAACCUCAGCAGAUUGGAUCUCUCAAAAAUCCGCCGAUGCUCUUGGUAAUUUUGUUUUAUGGUGUCUUGAUAGUAUCCUUGCCGAUUUGGCAAAUCAACAACCGGCUGGUAAAGGCUCAAAAAAGCCUGUUCAACAGCCUUCAACGAAAUCUCAGGUUGCAAUCUUUGUUGUUUUGGCAAUGACCUUGCGGCGAAAGCCAGACGUUUUAGUUAGCAUUUUGUCAAAAUUGAGGGACAACCCAAAAUAUCAAGGACAAGAGAAGUUUCCAAUAAUCGUAUGGGUUGUUGGUCAGGCUUCUCAAGGAGACCUAGUUUCUGGGAUGUAUGCCUGGGUUCAUUAUCUGUUGCCUUUGAUCUCUGGAAAACCUAACAUCAACCCACAGUCGAGGGACUUGGCUCUGCAGUUGGUUGAGAGAAUUUUGUCAGGACAAAAAGCUCGGUCUAUCUUGCUGAAUGGUGCCGUAAGAAAAGGGGAGCGCUUGGUGCCUCCUUCUGCACUUGAUUUGUUGAUGAGAGCAACAUUUCCUGCUCAAUCUGCUCGAGUCAAGGCUACAGAGAGGUUUGAGGCGAUAUAUCCGACUCUCAAGGAGCUGGCCCUUGCUGGUUCUCCAGGUACCAAAACUACAAAACAGGCAUCACAGCAGCUUUUGCCUUCAGCUGUGAAAGCAAUGCAGGAAAACAAUCUUGAGUUAGCGAAAGAAGCUGCUGAUGUAUUCAUCUGGUGUUUGGUUCAAAAUCCAGAUUGCUACAAGCAAUGGGAAAAACUUUACUUGGAUAAUGUGGAUGCAAGUGUUGCAGUUCUCCGCAAAUUAUCUGAUGAGUGGAAGGAAUAUUCAAUCAAAUUCUCUCCUUUUGUUGCUCUGAAGCAGACACUUAAGAACCUAAGGACAGAGAAUGAGAAGGCCCUAUCGGGGGCUGUUGAUGCCAGAAGCCAAGCAUCCAUUAAAGAAGCCGACAAGCUCUGCAAGGUGAUUUUGGGUAGAGUAUCCCGUGGCUCUCGAUGCAUUAAGAAUGGAUUACUUCUGCUCACGGUUGCAGUUGCUAUUGGAUUUGCUGCAUCCUCAAAUUUGGAGUCAUGGGACUUGAAGAAGCUCCAGGCUAUGGUUAGCAGUUCCCUUCAAUCCUUUUGAAAACAUGGCUUAAAAAAGAUGGCAUAAAAAAGAGUAAGAGAGUAGCCAAACUUAUGUUCAAAAGUCGGUCUCUAAGAAAGAGUCCAUGAUAGUUCAGCUCCCUGUAGAGAAAAUUAGUUUAAGGAACUGUCUGAAUUGUGCAAGUUUGUUGAGAAAUAGUUAGGCUGCAUAAUAUGUUGUUAGUUUGUUUUCGGGGAUUUUCAAAGUUUAUAUACCCUAGUUGUUGUGUUGCUUCUUUUCUCUAACUCUGAGAUGUAAGUUUUUCCUUAAUUUAGUUGUUCCUGCGGUGUGAAAGAUUCAAUAAAAUUUCUUUUCGAUAA